Molecule: messenger RNA, 2187 nt
Organism: Pneumocystis murina B123
Lineage: Eukaryota; Fungi; Ascomycota; Pneumocystomycetes; Pneumocystales; Pneumocystaceae
Exons: 6
Coding region: 21-2165 (714 amino acids)
Biological process (GO): regulation of DNA-templated transcription
Cellular component (GO): cytoplasm; Ino80 complex
Source: RefSeq, a predicted model, not a curated record
UUUACUUAAAAAUUCUAACAAUGGUUGGAGUAGCUCCAAUGAUUUAUGAUGUGCGGGACAUUGUAUUUGAGGGUGAGUGUAUAUCUUCUUCUUCUGGACCUGGUAAUCCUUUAAUUUUGAUUGAUAAUGGAUCAUGGCAAUGCCGAGCAGGAUAUGCAACAGAGUUAUCUCCUCGUAUUGUUUUUGAUAGUUUUGUUUCGAAAUAUAGGGAUAGACGGUUAAUGAGGACGUAUACAUUAGUAGGAAAUGAUACAUUAGUGGAGCCGAUGGCAAGGCAUAUAGCAAAAAGUCCAUUUGACUUUAAUAUUGUCGCUAAUUGGGAUGUAAUGGAAUUAUUGUUAGAUUAUGUAUUUUUGAAAUUAGGAGUUAAGGGAAAUGAGCGAGUAGAACAUCCUUUAGUUAUGACAGAGCCCGUAUGUAAUCCGAAUUAUAGUCGUGGAGUUAUGUCAGAAUUAUUGUUUGAAUGUUAUUGUGUUCCGUCUGUGUGUUAUGGUAUUGAUAGUCUUUUUUCAUUUUAUUAUAAUGGUGGUACGGAUGGGGUAAUUGUGAGUGUGGGUAACAAUACAACACAUGUUAUUCCUGUAUUAAAAGUUUCUGGGCAUUUGGGUGCGUCGAAAAGAAUAUCUUGGGGGGGUGUACAGUCUACAGAAUAUUUACUUAAACUUUUUCAAUUGAAAUAUCCUAAUUUUCCUCAAAAGAUGACAUUUACACAGGCGCAAUGUUUGCUUCAUGAUCAUACAUAUGUUUCACUAUCAUAUAAGGAUGAAAUUAAAACGUUUUUAGAUCCAGAGGUUUUAGCUGUUCAGGACAGAAUAAUUCAAUUUCCAUGCACAGAAACUGUUUCAAAUCUAAAAACGGAAGAGGAAAUUGCUCGACUUGCUGAAAAGAGAAAAGAAGCAGGACGUCGUUUGCAGCAACAAGCUCAGAAAACUCGAUUGGAAAAAUUAAUGCAAAAAGAAAAAGAUAUGGAGUAUUAUGUUAAACUUCAGGAGGCUAUAAAGUUUAAGGAUAAGAGAUAUGUUAUGGAGAAAUUAGAAUCGGAGGGAUUUGCCGAUGAAACAGAGCUACUUACUACAAUAAAAAGACUUGAUACUGCUAUUCGAAGAGCAAAAAAUAAAGACUCUUGUCAAGAUACUGAGAUUCCAUCCUUUCCUUUACUUGAUAUUCCUGAUUCAGAAUUGGAUGAAGCGGGGCUUAAACAAAAAAAACAUCAGAGGCUAAUGAAAUCUAAUUAUGAGGCUAGAAUGAGGUCCAAGGCGGAAAAACAGGUUAAGAAGGCUCGUAACGAAGAAAUGGAAAGAUUAGAUGAAGAAAAACGCUUAAACGACUUGGAAAAAUGGCUCGAAGAGAAAAGAAAUGCUAGAAAUUGUUUAUUGGAGAAAAUAAAAGAGAAAAAAAAGUUAAAAGCUGAUCUUAAUGAUCGAAAAAGUAUGGCUAGUCAGAUGCGUAUGAAAAGUAUUGCCAAUUUAGCUAGUGAACAGUAUUCUAGAAGAAAGAGAAGAAGAGCUACAGAAAUUGAGGAUACUUUUGGUGCAAACGAUGAGGAUUGGGCUAUUUAUCGUAAUAUUGUUAAUACGUCAGAAUCAGACGAAGAUAACAAUAAUUUGCAACAUUUAGAAUCUCAAUUGAUGUUGUAUGAUCCAGCAUUUGCUAAAGAUGAUCUUUUAGAUUUUAAUGAAGAUCCUACUAAAUCCUGGAUUCAUAAAUUUUAUAGGGGAGUAUAUCCCCCAUUCGACCCUAAUGAUGUUCAACAAUUACAUCAAUUGCAUUUAAAUGUUGAGAGAAUAAGGGUUCCUGAGAUUUAUUUUGAGCCGAAUAUAGUUGGAUUAGAUCAAGCAAGUAUAAUUGAAGUUAUAAGCGAUAUUUUGUCUCGUUUUGAUUUGAAUGAUUCCCAGAAAAUGGCAAAUGAUAUUUUUUGUACCGGAGGUGCUUCUUUACUUAAGAAUUUUAGUCUUAGAGUAGAAAAGGAUUUUCGAGCUUUAUGGCCUGCUGAUAAAUCUAUUUGUGUACGACAAGCUAAAGAUCCACUUAUUGACCCUUGGAGAGGUAUGCAACAAUGGUCUCAUACCGAUCAAUAUAAAAACAGUUAUAUUACUAAACAAGAGUAUUUAGAAAUGGGUUCAGAAUAUAUCAAAGAGCAUGGAAUGGGUAAUGUUAAAAUAUGAAAUUUCUUUUUCGAUAAUCAAA